GCAUUAUUGAGCUCUCUCCCACCCCACCGCCCGCCACAAACGCUGGAACAUAGCCAGUUUUUCUUUCCCGUUUCCCUACUUCGACAUCCUUCUGGCUGAGCUAAUGGCUGGCUCUCUGACCUCCGAUUCCUCCAGAACACUCUCCGCGGCAAACAACCCCCCCCACUCCGCCAUGAAUGGCUCUUCCUCCUCAUUAUUAAUAAAGGCUCUGUCGAACAGCCAGCAUGAAUUCUUGCAACCCAAAUCCUCACUACAUAGUGCUGCCUUAGUGCUUGCGAAAAAAUACCUUGACCCACUGGCGGCGAGUGUGGCGGGUGGAAAAAAAAGUGAGGUUCUGGAGAAAAUUUAUCUGGAUGGAUUCGAUGUUGAUCAGGUCUGGGAACAGGCGAGGCUUGUUGUGGACGCUGUUGAAAGCGGGGUUGGUGAGGGCAAGGGCGUUUCCUGGGGUGUUAAUGGUGAUGCGAAAGGUGGGGAGUUGGCAAAUGGGAAGAAGAGGAAGGCUGUUGCGUUUGAGGAGGAUAUCGACAGUGCUAGUGGAACCAGUAGUCAGAGUGAUAGUGAAGAGGAUGAGGAAGUAGAUGACGAUGAAGACCUAGGCGAGGAGGAAUACGAAGAGCCUAUGGAUGAGGAUGGUGGAAUUGCCCUCCCCGAUGAUGACGACGACGAGGAGGGCAUCGAGGAAGACUCAGAGGAGGGGGGGGAGGAGUUUGUUCAAGAUGUUCACGGGCUCAAUGAUGGUUUCUUCUCAAUUGAUGACUUCAACCGUCAAACUCGAUUGCUCGAAAUGCAGGAUGAACGUGGGGAGCUUGGGUCUGAUGAGGAGGAGAUUGACUAUGACGCCGACCCAGACCAAUUGGCCGACAAUGACGAAGUUGAAGACGAAGGUGGGAUUGUCACUGUUGGGAACGACGACUACGAUGAGGAAGACGGGGACCUGCAUGACAGCUACGAUAAUUCGAACGGGAUAAUGUACCAAGACUUCUUUGCCCCACCCGCCAAAAAGGGAUCCAAGAAGCGUCUUUCAAAAGUGUCGAAACCUUGGAACCAACGGACUAAAAGGUUGGAAGAGGAAUUGGAGAGAGAGGGUUCUAAUAUUGAGUCUGAGAUGGCCCGGGUACGCCGUGAUCUGUUCGAUGAUGACGUGUCAGAAGAAGGCUCGGAUUUUGAUAUGGAUGAUGACCUAGCGAAUCCCAUAAGUCAUCGGUCAACACACGAGAAACGCCAGGCUACUAUUAUCGAACAAAUCCGUCAACUCGAAGCUGCGAACGUUGCAAAAAAGCAGUGGACUCUUGCCGGAGAAGCUAGAUCUACAACUAGACCUCUUAACUCGCUCCUGGAGGAGGAUUUGGACUUUGAACGGGCUGGAAAACCGGUCCCCGUGAUCACCCAGGAAGUCACGGAGGAUUUGGAGGAGAUGAUCAAGCGAAGAAUCAUCGCUUCUGAUUUUGAUGAAGUGAUCCGAAGACGACCUGAUGACAUCUCAUCUCGCUUCCGCAGAGGCAGAAUUGAGUUGGACGAUUCCAAACCCCAGCAAGGCCUAGCAGAGAUUUACGAAAGGGAACACCUUCAAAAGAUUGACCCCGAAAACAACCCGGAUAUUAAGGAUGAGAAAUUGGCGGAAGCUCACCGGGAAAUUGGGGAACUUUUCUCUGAUGUUUCUCGAAAACUCGAUGCCCUUAGCAGCUGGCACUUCACCCCCAAACCUCCCAAGCCUGCCAUUUCUAUCGUUGUUGAUGCUCCUGCUAUCUCCAUGGAGGAGGCUCAACCAAGUGCUGUUGAUGGUGGUGCCCUAGCCGCCAACAUUUCUAUGCUCGCACCACAGGAAGUCUAUGCUCCCCAGAAAGGCAGGGCGGUAGCAACCAUCGGCGAAGGCGGCGGUAGAGAGAUUGUGGGCAAGAGCGGAGCUCCGGUUUCAACAAGAGAAAUGACUAGGGAGGAUAAGCAGAGACGGAGAAGGAGGGAGAAGGAGAAAAUCAAGAAACGGAAUCUAGGCGAAGGGAAUAAAGGUGGGGAGGUCAAAGAGGGAAGCAGGAAGGACGUUAGGAACAGCCUUAGGAAGGGUCGUGUUAAGGUUAUUGGAGAGGGCGGCGAGAAACGGGAUGUGGAUGGCAAUUUAGUCAAGGAUAAGGGGGGGGGUACAAAAAGUAGUUUUUUAAAAUUGUAAUUGUGAAAAGUGGUUACGGUAUUCGGUUGGUGUUUGUUAGCUUCUUGGAUUUAGGUUACCGGUACCUUCACGGAAUUUCACUCGGGCCGUGCGUUUUUGCUCUCUUGGAAUUAUGAUUGGUUGUUGGCGUAUUAAGAUGAAGACACCACCUCUAAGUUAGCUAUAGUAUCAGCGGGCUUGGAUUUGGCUUUGGAAUUCAUUUUAUUUUGAGA
Molecule: messenger RNA, 2376 nt
Organism: Tuber melanosporum (Perigord truffle)
Lineage: Eukaryota; Fungi; Ascomycota; Pezizomycetes; Pezizales; Tuberaceae
Exons: 1
Coding region: 173-2164 (663 amino acids)
Biological process (GO): rRNA processing
Cellular component (GO): nucleus; sno(s)RNA-containing ribonucleoprotein complex; small-subunit processome
Source: RefSeq, a predicted model, not a curated record